This is a messenger RNA of Rhodotorula toruloides NP11, 543 nucleotides long. RefSeq lists its product as uncharacterized. NCBI's taxonomy places the organism in Eukaryota, Fungi, Basidiomycota, Microbotryomycetes, Sporidiobolales, Sporidiobolaceae. The record is from RefSeq and is a predicted model, not a curated record. The transcript is spliced from 2 exons. The coding region runs from base 1 to 543 and encodes 180 amino acids.
AUGGCGGACUUCUCGACCAGCGUCCUCGGGUUCCGCCCGUUCACCCUCGACCUCCCCCGCUAUACCGGUCUCCCUUACUCCAUCGCCCCCACCUCGACGUCUCCGACCAGUGCGACGUCGGCGUCGACGCACCACAAGGACGGCACGCACGCCAACUCGCAUGUCGAGCAGGACAACUCGCCCUCCAUCGACGUCCUCCGCGUCGUCCUCCCGACCCUCUUCGGCGCCCUCGCCUUCUUCGGCAUCCUCAUCGCCCUCUCGCUCUACGUACAGCGCAGGCAACGUGCGAAGGAGGAAGCGGCGGGCAUUGUCCGCGCCAAGCUGAUCCGCAGGGACAGGAGCAUGAGGGAGAGGUCGCCCAUCAUCUCGCCUCUCGCGCCCGUCUCGGCCCGCGACUCCGCGUCGGUCUUUGAGCUGGACGAGAUGGAUCGUCAAACCCUCUCGUCGCUCAAACAGUCGGAAGACGUCGCCCGCCUCGAGCGCUCCGCUUCGUUCAAGACGCACAGGCUUCCUCGCGUGCCGCCUCCGGCGUACGAGCCGUAA